AGCACGACGACCCGACAACAACCUCCACCAUGGCUGACUCCGAAUAUAACGCCGCCGAGGCCGCCGAGAUCAAGAAGAAGAGAACCUUCCGCACCUACUCCUACCGAGGAAUUGGUCUCGACCAGCUCCUCGACCUGUCCUCUGAGGAGUUGCGCGAUGUCAUGCACGCGCGCGUCCGCCGCCGCAUGAACCGCGGUCUCAAGCGCAAGCCUAUGGGCCUCAUCAAGAAGCUCCGCCUCGCAAAGGCCGCCGCUCCCCCGAACGAGAAGCCCCCGCUGGUCAAGACCCAUCUCCGCGACAUGGUCAUCGUCCCCGAGAUGAUUGGUAGCGUCGUCGGCGUAUACAGCGGCAAGGAGUUCAACCAGGUCGAAAUCAAGGCCGAGAUGGUUGGCCACUACCUUGCUGAGUUCUCUAUCUCAUACCGCCCUGUCAAGCACGGAAGGCCCGGUAUUGGUGCCACCCACUCUUCCCGUUUCAUUCCUCUGAAGUAAGCGCCGGAACGGACAACGUUGGCGGCAAAAUGGGUGGCGUUGGAAUUCACGGAUUACAUGCAUCUUUCUGUGUGGUAUGGCUCAAGGCCGCUGGCGGGACAGGUACGCUGGG
Paraphaeosphaeria sporulosa is the source of this 603-nucleotide messenger RNA. Its product is annotated as 40S ribosomal protein S15. Gene Ontology annotation, cellular component: cytosolic small ribosomal subunit; ribosome. Lineage: Eukaryota; Fungi; Ascomycota; Dothideomycetes; Pleosporales; Didymosphaeriaceae. The transcript is spliced from 4 exons. The coding region runs from base 30 to 491 and encodes 153 amino acids. Gene Ontology annotation, biological process: translation; ribosomal small subunit assembly. Gene Ontology annotation, molecular function: structural constituent of ribosome; RNA binding. The record is from RefSeq and is a predicted model, not a curated record.